Messenger RNA from Kogia breviceps (pygmy sperm whale), 816 nucleotides. RefSeq names its product B9 domain containing 1 (gene B9D1). The record is from RefSeq and is a predicted model, not a curated record. Gene Ontology annotation, biological process: cilium assembly. Gene Ontology annotation, cellular component: MKS complex. Lineage: Eukaryota; Metazoa; Chordata; Mammalia; Artiodactyla; Physeteridae.
ACUUCCCGGAAACUUGUCCUGCGCGCCACGACGUCUGUCUCCAGGGCAACCCGGCUCCUCCUAGCAACCGCGCAGCCCUGCUAUGGCGGCUGCGGGUCCCAGCGUCUUCCUGCUCAUGGUCAACGGGCAGGUGGAGAGCGCCCAGUUUCCUGAGUAUGACGAUCUCUACUGCAAGUACUGUUUCGUGUAUGGCCAGGACUGGGCCCCCACGGCGGGGCUGGAGGAGGGCAUCUCACAGAUCACGUCCAAGAGCCAGGAUGCGCGGCGCGCGCUGGUGUGGAACUUCCCCAUCGACGUCACCUUUAAGAGCACCAACCCCUACGGCUGGCCGCAGAUGGUGCUUAGUGUGUAUGGGCCGGACGUGUUCGGGAACGACGUGGUCCGAGGCUACGGGGCGGUGCACGUGCCCUUCUCACCCGGACGGCACAAAAAGACCAUCCCCAUGUUUGUCCCAGAAUCUGUGUCUAAACUGCAGACGUUUACCAGCUGGUUCAUGGGACGGCGGCCCGAGUUCACAGACCCCAAGGUGGUGGCUCAGGGGGAAGGCCGGGAAGUGACCCGCGUCCGCUCCCAGGGCUUCGUCACUCUCCUCUUCAACGUGGUGACCAAGGACAUGAGGAAGCUGGGCUAUGACACCGGGCCUCCGGACACACGGGGGGUCUCGGGGCCCAGCUCGCCCCAGGGCCUCCCCCAGUGAAGGCAUCGGCCCCCUGGGGCCGCCCAGCGACCCACCUGCCUGACCUGCGUCGGGGGUGGCCGGUGUUUGUGUAAUAAAGUGUCACCUUUUCACAGAGCCCAGGCUGGGGCAGCUCCUCU